UCUCCACCACGAGCUCUCCAUCUCUGAGCUCUCUCUCUCAGGAGAGGGCUAGGAUAUUCGCGGGGGAGGCGGCGAAGCGGUCGCAGGAGCUCACCAUGGGCGCCGCGCGCCUCUCGCAGGAGCUCGUCUCCGAGACGGCGAAGAAGUCGCGGGAGAUCGCGGCGGAGGCGACGAAGAAGGCCGAUCUCCUCCGCUCCGAGGCCCUCCGCGCCGCGGGGCAGAUCAAAACCCUAGCUUCUGAUAUCCCCAUCCCCCUGAUCCCCCCGAUUCCCCCAAUCCCGUCCAUCUCCGCUGGAUCCGGAUCUGGAUCUCCCGCUGCCGAUGACGAGCUCAAGCAGUUCGGGGUCACGGAGGAGCUCAGGGAGUUCGUGAAGGGGAUCACGAUCAGCACCUUCCGCGAUUUUCCCAUGGAAGAUGAACCAGAAAUAUCUGAGGUUCCUACAGUGUCGAAUGUUCGGCAGGAUCUUAGCGAAUGGCAAGCGAGGCAUGCUACUCUUGUUCUCUCAACUGUUAAGGUCUGGGGAUUCAACGGCAAGAAUUUGGACGAUUCCAGAUGGUCCUUGUGGUUCUAGUGUGCAAGCAUUUCCCCCAACUGCUCAUGUUCUGAAACAUUUUAAAGGGCGAACUAAUGAGAAGAGCAAGGAUGUCACCACACUUGAUUGGGAGAAGGUACUUUACUAGCUACAGGUUCAUAUGAUGGACAUGCAAGAAUAUGGAGUAAGGAUGGUAAGGCUUUGAUUUUUCC
This is a messenger RNA of Ananas comosus (pineapple), 745 nucleotides long. RefSeq lists its product as uncharacterized. The transcript has 4 exons. The record is from RefSeq and is a predicted model, not a curated record. NCBI's taxonomy places the organism in Eukaryota, Viridiplantae, Streptophyta, Magnoliopsida, Poales, Bromeliaceae. The coding region runs from base 96 to 572 and encodes 158 amino acids.